AACCGGGCCGUUGGAGGAAAACACCCUCUGUUUUUCCCUGAGUGUGAUUGGAAUAUAUUCUUUGAUCUUGACUCACUUGAUGAAAAUUUUCCUUCUUUCGACUUCUCGUCUUGGUUCUUUUCAUUUUCUUCUAUAUCUUUUUACACCAAGAUUCAUCUGCCAAUUGCCCAACAUUCCACCAUGUUUUCACGAUCAGUGGCUUUUCGCUCCACUUGCUCGAAAUCCAUCAACAGCCUCAGAUGCUUUUCGUCCUACUCGCCUGCUCUCGACAAGAUCAAAGUCAAGACUCCCGUCGUGGAAAUGGAUGGUGAUGAGAUGACAAGAAUCAUUUGGCAAAUCAUCAAGGACAAAUUGAUCCACCCAUACUUGGAUAUCGACUUGAAAUACUACGAUCUAGGCAUCCAACACAGAGAUUCGACAAACGAUCAGGUCACCAUCGAUUCUGCCAAUGCAAUUAAAAAAUAUGGUGUUGGUAUUAAAUGCGCUACAAUUACCCCUGACGAAGCAAGAGUUAAAGAAUUCAACUUGAAAAAAAUGUGGAUCUCCCCCAAUGGAACCAUCAGAAAUAUCCUAGGUGGUACUGUCUUCAGAGAACCAAUUGUAAUCCCCAGAAUCCCUAGAUUAAUCCCAGGCUGGGAAAAACCAAUCAUCAUCGGUAGACAUGCCCAUGGUGAUCAAUACAAAUCAACUGGUUUAGUUAUUCCCGAGCCUGGUUCUUUAGAAUUGGUCUACACAAAAGCCUCAAAUGGUGAAAAACAAGUCUUCAAAGUCUUUGACUACAAAUCUCCAGGCGUUGGUUUGGCCAUGUACAACACAGACGAAUCAAUCACUAAUUUUGCCCACUCUUCUUUCAAGUUGGCCCUUCAAAAAAACUACAACCUAUUCUUAUCCACCAAAAACACAAUCUUGAAACAGUAUGAUGGCAGAUUCAAAGACAUCUUUCUGGACUUGUACGAAAACCAAUAUAAAUCUGAUUUCAAAAAAAAUGAAAUCUACUACGAACACAGAUUAAUUGAUGACAUGGUCGCUCAAAUGAUCAAAAGUAAAGGUGGUUUCAUAAUGGCCCUUAAAAACUAUGAUGGUGAUGUUCAAUCUGAUAUUGUCGCCCAAGGUUUCGGCUCUUUAGGUCUCAUGACUUCUGUUCUAAUGACCCCAGAUGGAAUCUUUGAAACCGAAGCUGCUCAUGGAACUGUCACUAGACAUUUCAGAAAACACCAAAAGGGCGAAGAAACCUCAACCAACUCCAUCGCUUCCAUCUUUGCCUGGACAACUGGUUUGCUCCAAAGAGGUAAAUUGGAUAACACCCCCGAUGUUGUCAAAUUCGCUGAAACUCUUCAAAAUGCAACCAUCAAUACUGUUCAAGAAAAUGGUGUCAUGACAAAGGAUUUGGCCUUAUGUUGCGGUAAAACUGACAGAAGUUCUUAUGUCACAACUGAAGAAUUCUUAGACGUUGUUGCUGAUAAUUUAAAAGCUUCAUUAUCAAAAUAGUUCAAUCCAAUUCAAUUCAAUUCAAUUGGUCAUUAUCUCUAAAUAUUUCUACUAAAUAUCAUUACUAAAUAUCAUUAAUAUCUAUUCAAAAAUUUUGUAACCAUUCGGAUUUUCUUUUAUUUUAUUCUUGCUUUUGCUUUUCCUUCAACUGUAUUUGUUUAUUGAUUGUAUACUUACUAGAUCAUAGUCACCUUUCCAUUUUCUAUCAAUCAACAAUCUGACCAGAAAAAAAAGAA
Messenger RNA from Ascoidea rubescens DSM 1968, 1724 nucleotides. Its product is annotated as NADP-dependent isocitrate dehydrogenase. Gene Ontology annotation, cellular component: mitochondrion. Gene Ontology annotation, biological process: isocitrate metabolic process. Lineage: Eukaryota; Fungi; Ascomycota; Saccharomycetes; Ascoideales; Ascoideaceae. Gene Ontology annotation, molecular function: isocitrate dehydrogenase (NADP+) activity; magnesium ion binding; NAD binding. The record is from RefSeq and is a predicted model, not a curated record. The transcript has a single exon. Bases 181 to 1488 code for a protein of 435 amino acids.